UUUACAGUUGGGUUUCUAACGGCGUUGACGUUCAUUUCGAGUGUUGACAUAUAUUCAGUUAAUGGUUUGUACAAUCGGGAAACCCUGUAGAUACCUGGCUUUCAACUGUUGACAUGGAAACAAAUCAACUACUGGCAAUACUCCUGUGUUUACAAAGUAUCUACAAUGUUGAAAGUGCAGACUAUUAUUGCCUGGUGUUAUCGCGGUCCGGGGCAUGUGGGGAAUGUUAUAUUGGAUGGUAUGGAGCUUACUGUGACAAGAUGUGUCAACACUGUGACACGCGUGGAUGUAGCAAAACAACAGGAGUUUGUCUUCAGUGUCAAGCUGGAUAUUACUCUACAAACUGUUCACUGACAUGUCCACCUCAGUGUAGGGAGAGUUAUGAUGACAGUGUCUUCUGUGACCGUACAACAGGGAAUUGUCUUGAAGGCUGUAAACCCACAUGGCGGGGACAUAAAUGUGAACACAAGUGUGGAAAACAGUGUACUGAUUCACAGUGUUUCUUUUACGAUGGUUCAUGUGCAGGAUUCAGGAACGGGUUUUCUGGGAUCCAUUGUGACAAAACCUGUUCAGUGGGAUGUCUCCAUGGCAACUGCAGUCAGCAGACGGGGAUAUGUCUUCAUGGGUGUAAACCUGGCUUCUAUGGGAGCUCCUGUGAUAGAAACUGUACUGAUAAAUGCCUUGACAGAGAUUGCAGUAGAGAGAUUGACGGAGACACUCCUCGCUGUACCAACGGCUGUGUACAUGGCUGGAAGCCUCCUCUCUGCGAUAUCCCUUGCCUACCCAACUGUUUAUCGUGCACUGAAGCUGGGGUGUGCUCCUCGUGCAAGGCGGGGUUCACAGGAACAAGCUGUGAGAAGAAGAUAUGCAACUGUCUAAGUUCCGGUUGUAGCGAUGACAGAUUUUGCGAUGGAUGUCUUGAUGGGUGGUGGUGACAGACCUGUGAGUUGGCCUGCUCUCAAAACUGUCUCAAAUGUCAACAGAAGAGUGGCAACUGCACAACAUGUCGCCAAGGGUUCACAUAUGAUGGAAGAAGUCGAUGCACCUCCAUGAUCAAUGGUAACGGAACCU
This is a messenger RNA of Haliotis rufescens (red abalone), 1071 nucleotides long. Its product is annotated as multiple epidermal growth factor-like domains protein 10. Gene Ontology annotation, molecular function: scavenger receptor activity. NCBI's taxonomy places the organism in Eukaryota, Metazoa, Mollusca, Gastropoda, Lepetellida, Haliotidae. The record is from RefSeq and is a predicted model, not a curated record. The transcript has 3 exons. Bases 114 to 935 code for a protein of 273 amino acids.